Messenger RNA from Xylona heveae TC161, 1047 nucleotides. RefSeq names its product putative aldehyde reductase II. Gene Ontology annotation, molecular function: oxidoreductase activity, acting on the CH-OH group of donors, NAD or NADP as acceptor. Bases 1 to 1047 code for a protein of 348 amino acids. The transcript has a single exon. NCBI's taxonomy places the organism in Eukaryota, Fungi, Ascomycota, Xylonomycetes, Xylonales, Xylonaceae. The record is from RefSeq and is a predicted model, not a curated record.
AUGGUCGCAGGUUCUUCUAGCAUUGUUCCCCCAGGCGGGCGCAUCCUAAUCACUGGCGUCAAUGGCUUCCUUGCCUCUCAUCUAGCCCUCGUCCUUUUAAAGCGGGGCUAUGGUGUUCGAGGCACCGUCCGUUCCGCCGACAAGGCCGACUGGAUCAAGGCCGCCAUAUCCCAGCGGGAGCUUGGUGACCGGUUCGAGGUGGAGGUUGUGCCUGAUCUCAGCGUUGCAGGUGCACUAGAUGAUUUGGUUCAGGACGUUGACGGCAUCGCCCACGUAGCUGCCGAUACGACAUUUGGUUGCGACCCGAAUAAGAUCAUCACGCCCCUAGUCGAGGCAAUGCGCAACAUAUUGACCAGUGCUAGCAAGGCCCAAAGCAUACAGCGUUUUGUGUUGACCAGCAGCGCCAUGUCGGCCAUCUCGCCGCAGCCAGGCAAGAAAAUCUUUGUCGACAGUAAUACCUGGAACGACGCCAGUCUGGAACCCGCCUGGGCUCCUCCACCUUACGAGCCGGAGAGGGCGUGGGAUGUGUACGCCGCGCUCAAGAUGACUUGCGAACGCGAAUUCUGGCGCUUCGGACAAGAGCAGGGAGUCAGUUUUGUCCGCAAUUCGGUGCUGCCGGAUUUCAUUAUCGGUCCUCUUCUUUAUGCCAAGCAGACCGGCAGCAGCAACCGCUUGGUCAAAGAAUUUUUCGACGAUCCCAAUGUCUCCGAGCCAUUGCGGACGUUUAUCCCUCGUCAAUAUGUCGAUGUCAAAGAUGUUGCGUUGUUGCACAUGGCUGCCCUCACUGAAGAGGAUGUAAAGAAUGAGCGGCUGUUGGCUCAUGCCGGGCCGUUCAACUUCAAUAGCUGGCUAAGCGCAUUCCGCCAAAUCGACCCAAGUAAGGCCUGGCCGGCGGAUGACCCUAAUCAACAGCACGACUGCAGCAUAAUCGAUACGCGCAGGUCCGAAGAGAUACUCAAGCGGUAUGGCCAGAUUGGAUUCACCCCAUUUUUGGACAGUGUGCGGAGCAAUUGCCUUGACAGUCACCCAGAGUGGAAGCGAUCCUAG